GGGUAAUAAUAUAAAUAUGGGAUUUAUCUUUUUCCUUGGAAGAACUAUUUUUAGUGUGGUCCUGAUCAUGGCAGCUGUGUUGACAAUACAGGAAGAUAUUGGAUCUUUUGAUAAGCCGAUGGAGAAUCUUUUCAUGGCUUUAGAGAAGAAUGCUGGAAUCCCGAGUGAAUUACCUUUGAAGUAUCUCACUUCUAUUGUUUUCGCUUGUUUGAUAGGAGUGAUUUUAGGAACAGUACAGAUUUUGAUCGGAGUUAGAUCAGGAGGAUUUUUCACUCUAAUCUUUUUCUCUUUCCUUUGUCUUGUCAGAGAUUUUCCAGGAUGGCACAAGGAUGAAGCUGUAAUUGAGAUUCAGACUAUUAAAACUUUUAAGGAUAUUGCUGUAAUAGGAACUCUGAUAAUGCUAACUAAUGCCUCUUCGUCGAAAUAAGUAGACUAAAAGUCUUUCAAUAAA
Molecule: messenger RNA, 451 nt
Organism: Moneuplotes crassus
Lineage: Eukaryota; Ciliophora; Spirotrichea; Euplotida; Euplotidae
Source: the annotation of a GenBank genome assembly